Messenger RNA from Clonostachys solani, 225 nucleotides. The record is from the annotation of a GenBank genome assembly. Lineage: Eukaryota; Fungi; Ascomycota; Sordariomycetes; Hypocreales; Bionectriaceae.
AUGCCUAGGGCAGGGCAGGGCAAGCCAAGGCAGGGCAAAGCCAGCCAGGCAAAGGAUGGGGCUUCUCAGCCCAAAUUCCAAAUCCCGUUGCCGUCGCUCGUCGCUGCACCACGCCGGGCAGCCCGCCAAGACCCAGGCCAAGGCAAGGGGACAGGGCAACUGGGUCAGGGCCCCAUCAAUGCCAUCAUGGACGCACCAUUUGUACGGCGGCCAGGCCACAUGUAG